Molecule: messenger RNA, 1935 nt
Organism: Macadamia integrifolia
Lineage: Eukaryota; Viridiplantae; Streptophyta; Magnoliopsida; Proteales; Proteaceae
Product: phospholipase A1-IIdelta-like
Exons: 1
Coding region: 214-1539 (441 amino acids)
Biological process (GO): lipid metabolic process
Molecular function (GO): glycerophospholipid phospholipase A1 activity
Source: RefSeq, a predicted model, not a curated record
AGUUUGGUGUCUAAAACUUUUCUGUGCCCGACUUGCCUGGUGACUUCUUAGUCUAGAUACUCUAGACUCUGUUACCUUUCCUUUCUUCGUUCUUGAUCUCCUUCCUCAAACAAGAAUCUCUCCAGUUUCUCUCUCCAAAAUCUCUCUAAAGUGUUUCCAGUCUUUUGCAUUUUGAGACCCUCUGAGAAGAGUGAAGGGCUAAAGCGAUCAAUAAUGGCGACCGACGAACCAACAUGGCCAGAAUUGCUGGGGAGCAACCACUGGGAAGGCUUACUUGACCCUCUAGACCUCAACCUCCGGAAACUCAUUCUCCGUUGCGGCGACUUUUGCCAAGCCACCUACGAUGCCUUCAACAGCGACCAGAACUCCAAGUACUGCGGCAGCAGCCGCUACGGCAAGAGUUCCUUCUUCCAAAAGGUCUCCUUUCCCUCUGCUUCUGACUACGAAGUUGCAGCCUUCCUCUAUGCCACCUCUCGCAUCGAUGUCCCUCAAUCCUUCCUCCUCCACUCCCUCUCUCGUGAGGCUUGGGAUCGUGAGUCUAAUUGGAUCGGUUACAUUGCUGUCACCACCGAUCAAGUGAGUCAGGCUACCGGUAGACGUGAAAUCUAUGUCGCAUGGCGUGGAACCAUUCGUAACCUUGAAUGGAUUGAUGUCUUGGAUCCUCAUCAGGCCUCCAUCAAAACCCUUUUAAACCCAACAAAACAAAAUCAACCACUACCACUGAAGCAGCAGAAGCAUCACUGGUACGAGGCUCUGUUCUGCCACCACCACCACCACAGCAACUACGAAGAUGCCGAUGCUGAUGAUGACGAUGACGAUGAAGAUGAAGAUGAAGAUGAAGAUGAAAAGAAACCCAAGGUGAUGAAGGGUUGGUUCACCAUCUACACAUCCAAAGACCCAAGAUCCCCUUUCACCAAGACCAGCGCCAGAACUCAACUCCUCACCAAGAUCAAACAACUAGUCACUCUCUACAAAGACGAGGAUCUCAGCAUAACCUUUGCAGGCCACAGCUUGGGUGCGAGCUUAUCCAUCCUCAGUGCUUUCGACCUUGUCGAGAACGGAUUAACCACGAUCCCCAUCGCAGCCUUUGUGUUCGGUUGCCCUCAAGUGGGUAACAAAGCCUUCAACGACAUGAUCGACUCAUUCCCAAAUCUUCGAAUCUUGCACAUCAGGAACAAGAUUGAUGUAAUACCUCACUACCCGAGUAGGCUUCUGGGUUAUCGUCAUAGUGGUAUUGAGCUUGAGAUUGAUACUCGAAAAUCCCCCAACUUGAAGGACUCCAAGUUUCCAGGGGACUGGCACAAUCUUCAGGCGAUGUUACAUAUAGUUGCUGGGUGGAAUGGGGAAGGGAGAGAGUUUGAGCUGAAGGUGAAGAGAACUCUUGCUUUGGUUAACAAGUCCUGUGAUUUCCUCAAGGAUGAAUGCUUGGUUCCUGCGUCUUGGUGGGUUGAGAAGAAUAAAGGGAUGCUGCUUAAUGAGGAUGGAGAUUGGGUGUUGGCCCAACCUGAUGAUGACGACAUGCCCGUCCCUGAAUAUUGAAGGAAGGGGAAUGAUUAACUACAGGGGAUGAGGAAGAAGAAUUUUAAUGCAGUUCAAGAGUUGAUGAUGAUUGUCUUAGUCUACUGUUAGAGUAUUAGGGUCAUUGGUUUCUGAUCAUUGUUUCCUAUGAUAGGAUUACAUUCCUAUGAUGCAAUUAUAUAAGGUAUUUGAGUUAUUUAACCCAAAAAAAAAAAAAAAAAAAGUGUGUUUGAGUUAUCAAAACAGUAGCUCUGUAAAUUUUCUUUUCCAGAAUGCAAUUUAGUAUUAUCUGGUACUGGAGUUGUAGUAGGGCAGUUGCUUGGAUGAAGCGUGUUAGUACAGUAGUUUGAUUUGAUGUUUGUAAAAGGGUGAAAAAAUUGAACAUAUCUGGAAAAAAAUUGUCCGCAAUUUCGAUCU